Messenger RNA from Vicia villosa (hairy vetch), 855 nucleotides. RefSeq lists its product as uncharacterized. The record is from RefSeq and is a predicted model, not a curated record. NCBI's taxonomy places the organism in Eukaryota, Viridiplantae, Streptophyta, Magnoliopsida, Fabales, Fabaceae. The transcript has 3 exons. The coding region runs from base 142 to 774 and encodes 210 amino acids.
GAUUUAAAAGAAUAUGGCCACAUGCCACUGAUAGUAUUUUCUAGGGUUUGUUAUGUUAUGGGCUGGGUGAGUGAUAUUAUAAAUAAGGAUAAGUUAUUUUAAAGGCGUAAAUUGUGAUUCUUUGCAGCCGAAGAAAUAUCGAUGGAUAGGGCUUUGUUGGCGGAAAGCAGUGUUGAAAGAGGUAGGCAGGUGAAAUCGAAACGGAAACGGAAGCGGAAGCAAAGAGUUGGCCGGAAAAAUGUUGAAGAUGAACCUGUGUAUACUGUUGAAAGAGGGCUGAAAUCAGAACGGAACCAUGUUGAAGGUGAUAUGGAUGUUGUUGAAAGAGGUUCACGGCUGAAAUCGAAACGGAACCAUGUUGAAGGUGAUCUUGCGGAUUCGAGACUCAAGAAACCGAUGAAAAUCAAAAUCGCCGAGGCUGACUAUCAUAGACGCCCUCGAUGCAUAAAUCUAAAUCCCUUUGAUGCUGUUUGCCCUCCAUCAAGUCUAAGGUUAGUAGGUGGUGUCUGUCCCUUUCCCAUAACUGAAUCUAGUCGCCAUCGUCUCGUUCUACUUUGUGAAACUGCUUUGAAAAAGUAUAACAAAAGAAAUAACCAGGGUCCAAAAUUUGAGUUUGAAGACCUUGUCAAGUCAAACUGUACCCUUCCUGGAUUGUUUUUUAUUACCUUUAAAGCAAAAAAAAAGCAAGAUGGUUCCACAGCCAUUUUCCAGGCCGAAGUUUUCAGAGAUUUUAGUGAUCAGAUUAGGGUCAUGUCUUGUGCCAUCAAAAACUAACCAUGGUAUUAAUGUUGAAGAUUUUAUGUUUAGUUGAAUGAUUUGUUCUUGGAUCAUUGAUGUGAAUUUCUUUGUGGAAAA